AGUGUAAUCAGCUGUACGUAUUAUAGACAUUGGAAUUGCUUGUUUGUUUCAAGUUGUCAUGUGUGCAAUGGAUUGGAUUGCAAAUAGUUUUAUCAGCUAAAAGAAAUAUCACAGCAAAGCGAUAAGUCUUCAAUUUACAAUUGUCGAUUUAGUUUGGAAAAAUUUUUGAAUGCAGAAGGUAGUUCCAAUGGCUGAAAGAGCUAUACUGCUGUUAUCCUCUUCACGGGUUCAUGGCUAUGGAUAUUUGGAGCAUGCCAAACCGCAGAUUGUGGACUUUUUGAAAAGAAAAAAUGUCGAAUCCAUUUUGUUUGUACCAUAUGCCUUAAUAGAUCACGACAAAUAUACAGCCACGGUGAGUGCAGCCUUAACACCAUGGGGGUACAAAGUGGAGGGCAUUCAUACAAAGAAAUGCCCAGUGGAAGCCAUUUCAUCGGCCCAAGCCAUAUUUGUGGGUGGUGGCAACACGUUUGUUCUUUUGAAAACCUUGUACGAGAAGAAACUCAUUGACCCUUUGAGGCAACAAGUUUUGCAUAAAGGUAUUCCAUAUAUGGGCAGCAGUGCGGGCACAAAUGUGGCCACACGCUCUAUUAACACCACCAAUGAUAUGCCUGUGGUGUAUCCACCUUCAUUCGAGGCUCUACGUUUGGUUCCAUUCAAUAUAAAUCCACAUUAUUUGGAGACCGAUCCACAUACUGAGCACAAGGGCGAAACAAGAGAUGAGCGUUUGAAUGAAUAUCUCGAGUAUGCCAAAUUGCCUGUCCUUGGGUUACGAGAAGGCACUGCACUAUUAGUGCAAGGUGAUAAGGCCACCCUAGUAGGCGAUAGAAAAGCUAAACUCUUUAGGCCCAAUGCUGAACCUGUAGAAUAUGAGCCCAAUUCGGAUUUAAGCUUUUUAUUGCAACUAUAAAAAUCCAGUGUUGGCGAUAGAGUAUCUAUCUAUGGUUAUCAUCUAUCGACAACAAGAAUUAAAUUGAUAGUAAUGUGUAAAUGUUAUGCACAUUUUCUAUAUUUUCGUCAUCAUUCUUUUAUAUGCAAUAAAUUUUAUUUUUUGUGCA
Molecule: messenger RNA, 1055 nt
Organism: Stomoxys calcitrans (stable fly)
Lineage: Eukaryota; Metazoa; Arthropoda; Insecta; Diptera; Muscidae
Product: probable alpha-aspartyl dipeptidase
Exons: 3
Coding region: 170-907 (245 amino acids)
Biological process (GO): proteolysis
Molecular function (GO): serine-type peptidase activity
Source: RefSeq, a predicted model, not a curated record